GUACGGUCUGGCUGCUGUCACCCUACUGCCAAGAUGGCGGCCCCCAGGAGCUGCGCUCUAUGGAGCUAUUGCGGUCGUAGGUGGUCGCGGCUGAUGCGGUGCUGCGAGCUCCCCGGGCUUCGUAGCUCCUGGCCUGGGGGUCCGCUGGGUGCGCGGCAAUUAUCCCAAGAGAAGCAGGCAACGGAAACACACUUCGGAUUUGAGACUGUGUCGGAGGAAGAGAAGGGGGGCAAAGUCUAUCAUGUGUUUGAAAGUGUGGCCAAGAAGUAUGAUGUGAUGAAUGAUAUGAUGAGCCUUGGUAUCCACCGUAUUUGGAAGGAUUUGCUGCUCUGUAAGAUGCGCCCGUUUCCUGGGACCCAGCUGCUCGAUGUUGCUGGAGGCACAGGUGACAUUGCAUUCCGGUUCCUUAAUUAUGUUCAGGCACAGCAUAAGGGAAAGCAGAAGAGGCAGUUACGGGCCCAGCAAAAUUUAUCCUGGGAAGAAAUUGCCAAAAAGUACCAAAACGAAGAGGACCCCUUGGGCGGUUCCCGGGUUGUGGUCUGUGACAUCAACAAGGAGAUGCUAAAGAUUGGAAAGCAGAAAGCCCAUGCUCGGGGAUACAAAGCUGGACUUGCUUGGGUAUUGGGAGAUGCUGAAGAACUGCCCUUUGAUGAUGACAAGUUUGAUGUUUACACUAUUGCCUUUGGGAUCCGGAAUGUCACACACAUUGAUCAGGCACUCCAGGAAGCCCAUCGAGUCCUGAAGCCAGGAGGACGGUUUCUCUGUCUGGAGUUUAGCCAAGUGAACAAUCCCCUCAUUUCCAGUCUUUAUGAUCUGUAUAGCUUCCAGGUCAUUCCUGUCCUGGGAGAAGUCAUCGCAGGAGAUUGGAAGUCCUACCAAUACCUUGUAGAGAGUAUCCGACAGUUCCCACCUCAGGAGGAGUUCAAAGAGAUGAUAGAGGAUGCGGGUUUUGAGAAAGUGACUUACGAAAGUCUCACAUCAGGCAUUGUGGCCAUUCACUCUGGCUUCAAACUGUAACUCCUUUGCUGUUCUGGAGUGUGUACCAGUCACAUCCAGUCGAAAGCCUGGAAGUAAAGGAAGUGAGACCAGUAGCAGAACAUCUCCUCUUAAGGAGGUGGGCCUUGGACUCAUGUUCUGAUGUGACCAAUCUCCAAGUGGAAGAACCAGAUUCCUGUCACUUUGUUGCAACUUUCAUUGGGAGCUGCUUCAGGCCUUCUCCCAGAGGUAUUUGGUCUAUAUUUUGUGCUCAACUCCUGCUAAUUUUUCUUGGCCGUGCAGUGUG
Puma concolor (puma) is the source of this 1282-nucleotide messenger RNA. It is a transcript of the gene COQ5, whose product is annotated as coenzyme Q5, methyltransferase. NCBI's taxonomy places the organism in Eukaryota, Metazoa, Chordata, Mammalia, Carnivora, Felidae. Gene Ontology annotation, biological process: ubiquinone biosynthetic process. Gene Ontology annotation, molecular function: 2-methoxy-6-polyprenyl-1,4-benzoquinol methyltransferase activity. The record is from RefSeq and is a predicted model, not a curated record.